Lasiosphaeria miniovina is the source of this 2609-nucleotide messenger RNA. RefSeq names its product phosphatidylinositol phosphatase. Gene Ontology annotation, cellular component: endoplasmic reticulum. Gene Ontology annotation, molecular function: phosphatidylinositol-4-phosphate phosphatase activity. The record is from RefSeq and is a predicted model, not a curated record. The transcript has 3 exons. Bases 376 to 2478 code for a protein of 700 amino acids. Gene Ontology annotation, biological process: phosphatidylinositol dephosphorylation. Lineage: Eukaryota; Fungi; Ascomycota; Sordariomycetes; Sordariales; Lasiosphaeriaceae.
ACGCCACAGGUGCGUGGCCACUGGCAGUACGGUGGCGGCAGCGAGGCUCCUGCUGCAACACCUGUUGGUUCAUGAGUCGCGGCUGCCAUCUCCGUACGAUACAGUAGGUGUACAAGACAACUCGCGAUUGCACCGUCGACUUGCAGGCUGCGUCCCUUCGUUGCGUGCCUGGCAUGCAAUAACAGUAGUGUUAGCAAUUGCUGCAUUUGGGCCUGAUUUCUGAUUUUUGCUGCUUAAUUUGGCACGACGCCUGCACGACGACGUUGUCACCGACGCUGCACACGCUGCACACGCUGCACCGACGAGCCCGACGACCACAGACUCCAACGCCUGGACAACCUCAACAGCUCAACAACCCAACAGCCCACAGCCACCAUGACGCUGCCCUUCCGCGACAUCAACGUGCAGGCUGCGUCCGACGCCUACAUCUUCGCCUCGCCGUCGAGCCCCAACGCGCCCGCCCUCACUGUCGACCGCCCUACGGGCGACGUGCGCCUUAGCGAUGCCUCGCUGCUCGCUAACAAGCGCGUGUCGCGCGUGUCGAGCAUCGCCGGCAUCCUUGGCAUCGUCAAGCUCCGCCUAGACAAGUACAUCGUCGUCAUCACCAAGGCCCAGCCCGUCGGCCGCCUGCGCGGCCACAUGGUCUACCGCGUCGUCGGCACCGAGUUCCUCCCCCUGCGCGAGCGCCAGGUGCACGACGCCGACGAGGACCGCUUCCUGGGCUUGCUGCGCGGCUUCGUCAAGUCGGGCCCCAUGUACUUCUCGUACUCGAUCGACCUCACCAACAGCUUCCAGCGCCAAGCCCAGCACAACCCCGCCAGCCCGCUGUGGCAGCGCGCCGACGACCGCUUCUUCUGGAACCGCUUCGUGCAGUCGGACUUGAUCGACCUGCGCACCCGCGGCGGCCGCGGCCUGCCGGCGCCCCAGCCCGCCGUCGACCCCUACAUCCUGCCCGUCGUGUUCGGCACGCUCGAGAUCCGCCUGACCGCUUUCAAGGGCACGCCCAUGACGGUCGCGCUCAUCUCGCGGCGGUCGCGCCACCGCGGCGGCACACGCUACUUCACGCGCGGCCUCGACGACGAGGGCCACGCGGCCAACUACAACGAGACGGAGCAGGUCGUGGUGCUGGGCGACGGCGGCGGCGUGAGCGGCUUCGCUGGCAGCGGCGACACCAUGCAGAGCGGCGCGCGGCGCGGCGACAGCCGCGAGGUGCAGGUGCUGUCGUACGUGCAGACGCGCGGCAGCGUGCCGGCCUUCUGGGCCGAGGUCAACAACCUCAAGUACACGCCCAAGGUGCAGAUCCGCAGCGUCGAGGCGGCGCUGCCCGCGGCGCGCGCCCACUUCGACGAGCAGAUCCGCAUAUACGGCGACAACUACCUGGUCAACCUGGUCAACCAGAAGGGCCGCGAGAUGCGCGUCAAGCAGGCCUACGAGGACGUGGUGCAGGCGCUCGUGCCGGCGCCGCAGGAGCGCACGCAGGCCGACCAGCGCACUGACGAGAAGUUCCACACCGUCGAGGCGGGCAGGUCAGGCUCGCGCUACGACCGCCUGCACUACAUCUACUUUGACUUCCACGCCGAGACCAAGGGCCUGCAGAUGCACCGCGCGCAGCUGCUCAUCGACCGCAUGCGCGACGGGCUGGCCGCCCAGCAGUACUUCCGCGCCGUCGACAUGCCGGCGAGCCACCUCGACGGGCGGCUCGAGGUGCGCAGCCUGCAGACGAGCGUGGUGCGCACCAACUGCAUGGACUGCCUGGACCGCACCAACGUGGUGCAGAGCAUGCUGGGCCGCUGGACGCUGGACCGCAUGCUGGCGGACCUGGGGCUGCUCGCGCGCGGCGCCACCUUUGCCACCGAGGACCCCGCCUUCGAGCUCGUGUUCCGCAACAUGUGGGCCGACAACGCCGACACGGUCGCCCAGGCCUACUCGGGCACCGGCGCCAUGAAGACGGACCUGACGCGGCUGGGCAAGCGCACCGUGGCCGGCGCCCUGCAGGACGCCAACGUGUCAGUGACGCGCUACUGCAAGAACAACUUCUUCGACGGCCCGCGCCAGGACGCCUUCGACCUGUUCCUCGGCGCCUACCAGCCGGCCGCCAGCGCGAGCCUCGUGUUUGCCGACCGCCGCCCCGUGCUGAUCCAGAGCAUCCCCUUCGUGGCCGCCUUCAGCCUGUUCGUCGUGCUAGUGGGGCUGCUGACGCCGCGCGCCCCGGGCGGCGCCGUGUGGCCGCUGCGCGUGUUUUUGCUAGUGUUCACCGCGGCGGCGCUCUGGUCGCUGCUGUUCAUCUUGAACAACGGCAUGCUCUACGUCAACUGGCCCAAGCUGAACCCGCGCCCGUGGGCCACCGAGGGCUACCACGAGACCAUCAACAAGGUGCGCAAGGACCGGCUGCUGGGGCCGCUGGUGGCGCGGCACGAGCGCGGCCUCAGCACGGCGCGCUACAUCAACGCCGAGGAGGGCAAGAAGCGGAUCGAGUAGGGUGUUUAUUUAGCAUUGGUGAGUGUUUAGCAUAGAUAGACUUGCCUGCAUGCAUUAAUUGGGUGCGAGCUCGCGCUGUACGUAUCGUAUCGUUGGGAUUAAAAUACUAUUCAACUUGCUUCUCGGGGUGG